This is a messenger RNA of Bombus pyrosoma, 847 nucleotides long. RefSeq names its product cytochrome b5-like (gene Cyt-b5). The transcript has 5 exons. Gene Ontology annotation, molecular function: heme binding. Gene Ontology annotation, cellular component: membrane; intracellular membrane-bounded organelle. The record is from RefSeq and is a predicted model, not a curated record. The coding region runs from base 140 to 556 and encodes 138 amino acids. Lineage: Eukaryota; Metazoa; Arthropoda; Insecta; Hymenoptera; Apidae.
AUACGAAUCACUCACUAACUGAUUCAUAGAAUUCAGACUGUAGCUACAGUCGUGGCUACUGUAUAAGCCGCGGAAUAAAAUUUUUGCGUGAUUUGUAUUUUUUAAACAGAGCUUAACGUAUUGAGCAUUAAGAAAAAAUAUGGCGUCCGAAAAUAGCACUGUUGAUACCGCUUAUACCAAAUUUUACACGCGGGAAGAAGUCGCUAAGCAUAAUGAUAGUAAAGAUCUGUGGUUUAUUAUUCACAAUAAAGUUUACAAUGUGACUCAAUUCAUAAGUCAUCCUGGUGGAGAAGAAGUUCUUUUGGAACAAGGUGGUCGAGAUUGUACAGAAGCCUUUGAAGAUAUUGGUCAUUCAAGUGAUGCAAGAGAAUUAAUGGAGAUAUUCAAAAUUGGAGAAUUAGUAGAAGAGGAAAGAACACAGGGAAGCAACGAUGUAACUGAUGUGUCUGAUGUAGAUAAUUCUAGUUGCAGUGGUUCUUGGCGAUCGUGGCUGAUUCCAAUUGCUCUUGGGGUACUGGCGACUCUUGUCUAUCGUUACUUUAUUAAAGCACACUGAAUCAUUCCUAAUAUUUAUUUUUUUGUAAUCUGUAUUAUACAUAAAUGAAUGUUAUAAAUAAUUAAUCGAAGAAUACUAUGUAUAUUGCACAUAACUACGGUCUUGUUUUAUGACAUGAAAUCGCACACACAAGCUGGCCUAGCAUAAAAACAUUUAUAAAACAAAAAUUCAUUUGUUAUAUUUAAGCUAAAAUACAUAUAAACACGCGUGCGCGCGCAUUUCAUACACAUGUAACAAUACGAAUUAUAUUAACUGCAAGUACAAAAAUAAAAUAAUUUUAUUUACAUACUG